AUGGGCGAGGUUAUUCAAAGCAAGCAAAUGACAGCAUCAUUAGUGCCCAGCAGUAGAGUGCAACUAGCGUACCAGCUGAGCCCAAUGUUGGAAAUAGUCGAAAACAAGAGUGGAAAGAGAGAAGGGGUUUGCGCAUUUACCGCCGGUGUGUUGGCACGGCUGAUGACUGGUAGGCUGGUUUCUAGAACACCGUAUAUGGUUCGUCUUUCUGUGUUGCCACAAAUCCAGGGCCGCAGCCCUCGCACCAGGCUGUCUGAGCUAAAGGCUUAUCUGGAUAGUUUUGGAGCUGCUGUUGUCAACUGCCCCCACGAGGGAGCAAUACAUUCAGUUCAGCCAUAUAUUAAUCUGUUAUCCGAAUUUGCUCCCUGCGAUCAACGCGGGUGGAAACAGCUGAUGUGCUUGAAACUUUAUGCUAUUGCCGCUGCUCUCAGCACGCUGUCUAUUUCUGUGUAUAACUAAUCCUAAUUCCUCUAUCCACGCCAUAGUGCGUAUGCAAGGGUAUAGCGGCUGCACGAUAUAGCUUAGCACACGUCAGUAUAGUUGUAGGUCUUGGGAGCUUCUUUACCGUCACUAGCUUUGUAUCACCCGAAAUCUACCAGUAUCCUAACGCUGUCAUCCCUCAACAAUAAAUCCGAAGGAUGCAUAUGACAAACAGCUUCGCUGGCAUAUGGCUAAUAUUUCCGUACCGGCCCAACAACGACGGUGUCGGCUCAUUCAUGAAAGUUGC
This is a messenger RNA of Linderina pennispora, 727 nucleotides long. RefSeq lists its product as uncharacterized. The coding region runs from base 1 to 459 and encodes 152 amino acids. The transcript is spliced from 2 exons. The record is from RefSeq and is a predicted model, not a curated record. Lineage: Eukaryota; Fungi; Kickxellomycota; Kickxellomycetes; Kickxellales; Kickxellaceae.